ACUUGCAUAUCUGAAAAUGAUUUAGACAGUAAUACUCUUUAUUUUUCAGUCAUAAACAGGAUUGCAAUGGAGCUCCAACUUUUGACAGACUUUAUUUUAUUUAAACUAUUUUAAAGCAAAUGAUGAGUGUUAUGUUAUAAAUACAUGCAGGGUCUUAACUGGAAACACGCGUCACUGUUGUUUGUUCUGCUGACAGGCAGGGAGGGGUGUGUGUGCUGCAAGUGUGAGCCUGCCUUUCGAAUAAGUACGAGCUGAGGACCACAGGGAGGCAGAGAGCAGGGCUCCUUCCACUCAUAGUCAGUAUGAAGUUGGCAGUUCACUGUUUGUGCUUUCUGCAUUUCGUCCUUCUGAGUUUUGGACUGGACACUUACAUUUCACUCAGCAGAAGCAAAGCCUUUCACAGUGAUGCAACUUAUGUAAACCAAGACAGAGUGAGAACUCUGUUUGCCAGGAGGGCACUGUAUGAACAGCAGAAGAUCCACGAGACAAAAAAGUCCAGCAUUGUUCCUCCUCCUCAGCCUCAAAACGACGUUUCUCGUCCCAAAGCGGUGCCGAAGCCCCAGGUGACGGCCAGGUGCUCCCUGCUGGGACAGAGCUGCGUGCCGCUGUGCGGCUGCUGCGAUCCGUGCACAACGUGCCACUGCCGCUUCUUCAACGCAAUCUGCUACUGCCGGCGAGCGGAGCAAGCGAGGCCACGAUGUGGGAGUAAAAAGACAGCGAAGAGAAGAAAGUCAAAGACGCAACUCUAAAC
This is a messenger RNA of Poecilia reticulata (guppy), 751 nucleotides long. RefSeq lists its product as uncharacterized. Gene Ontology annotation, molecular function: type 1 melanocortin receptor binding; neuropeptide hormone activity. Gene Ontology annotation, biological process: adult feeding behavior; positive regulation of feeding behavior; hormone-mediated signaling pathway. The record is from RefSeq and is a predicted model, not a curated record. Gene Ontology annotation, cellular component: extracellular region. Lineage: Eukaryota; Metazoa; Chordata; Actinopteri; Cyprinodontiformes; Poeciliidae.